UUGCAAUUUAUGAUAGUGGUAUUUUAGCUUUCGCUUAACCUCAAUUGUUUGUAAUAUAAAUAAUAUUAUUUGCUGCGUGCCGUCAAAACUUUCGGGAACAGUACAGUUCUACCAGUGUUGAAGUAGUUUUUACUGCAAAUUCAGACAUGCUUGGGGUGCGACGAAACACAAAGCACGGCAGUGUUAAGGAGAAACUUCAUACCUUCAUAACAUGGUGACAAUGGGUUUAAGCGUAUAUAAGUGAUACUGUGUACUGUUGGGCCUCUUACAGAAUACAAAUUUUAUUUAUGCCCAUUAGGGACCAACACAACUGGUGGGGAAUUGUUUAAGAAAUGGAACAUUCUUAUGCUAGCUUAAAAUGGAAAACCGGAAAAUAACUUUUCUCUAUGGAAGUCAGACGGGAACUGCCAAGGAAGUGGCAGAAAGAAUUUGGAGAGAAGCAAAGAGAUUUCAUUUUCAUGGCCCAGUUCGGGCAAUGGAUGAUUACCCAGUAUCGCAGCUGAUACAUGAAUCAAUUGUGAUAUUCAUAUGUUCAACAACUGGCCAAGGUGAAGAACCAGAUAACAUGAAAGUGUUCUGGAGAUUCUUGCUGAGAAAAAAUCUCCCUGCAGACUCACUUCAAGGAGUAAGAUAUGCUGUCCUGGGUUUAGGUGAUUCUUCAUAUGCCAAAUUUAAUUAUGCAGCAAAGAAGCUUCAUCGUCGCCUUUUGCAACUGGGAGGCCAGCCCCUUUUAAACAUUGGUCUUGCAGAUGAGCAGCAUGAUCUUGGUGCUGAUGCAGUCAUUGAUCCAUGGAUUCUUGAUUUAUGGAUCAAGCUGUCUGAUCUCUGCCCUCUGCCUGAUGGUGUAAUACCGUUAGAUAAAGAUAGUCUUUGCCCACCAAGGUGGCUUGUAUCUCUAAGUCAGACUGAUGAAACACACAACCAAAAUUGUAGCAAUAAAGAAUUAUUGAAGAGAAAUGUGGUUAAUAAUAUAAAAGAAGAAUUUUCACAAAACAAUCCAUGUUAUGUCAGCGUUAUUAGAAAUACAAGAACAACAGCACCAUUACACUUUCAGGAUGUAAGACUUAUUCAGUUGUCAGCCCCAAAACUGCAGUAUUCCCCUGGAGACGUGCUUAUGGUUUGUCCGCACAAUGGACCAGAUAAAGUUGACCAGUUCUUUACUCUUUUAUCAACUGGGUCUGAUGGGAGGCUACAUCCUGAUGCUGUGAUUAAAGUGACAGAAAGGGACAAUGAUGCUCCAGUGCCACUAGCAUUAAAACAUCCUCUUACACUGAGGGAAUGUGCUCAGCGAUAUUGGGAUCUCAAUGCUGUACCACGACGUUAUUUUUUCCAUUUGCUCUCACAUUUUACCACAAAUGACCUUGAAAAAGAGAAACUGAUUGAAUUUUCAACCCCAGAAGGACAAGAGGAAUUAUAUAAUUAUUCAAACCGUCCACGCCGAACAGCUCUUGAGGUGCUGCAAGAUUUCCCACAUGCAACAGCAAACAUUCCCCUUGAGUAUAUGUUUGAAUUAUUACAACCCAUUGGACCAAGGGCAUUUUCAAUAGCAUCAUCUCCAAAGGCUCAUAAAGGAGAAAUUCACAUUUUGGUGGCUGUAGUACAGUACCGUACCAAGUUGGUAACCCCACGUAUUGGUCUUUGUUCCAACUGGUUGGCAAGCUUGAGUCCAGGAAUGAACAUACCAGUCUGGUUACGAAGAGGAUCUUUCCGUUUCCCAGUGUCAGAAGGUAGUCCUGUAAUAAUGAUUGGCCCUGGCACUGGUGUGGCCCCAUUUCGAAGCUUUAUUCAUGAGAGAGAGGCACUGGGUCAAGCAUCUGACAAACUUUUAUACCUAUUUUUUGGAUGUCGGAACAAAAGUGGUGACUUCCAUUGUAGCAAUGAAUGGCUGUCCUUACAGAAAGAACGACAACUGUCAUUAUUUUGCGCUUUUUCUAGAGACCAGGAGUAUAAAAUUUACGUGCAGCACCUUAUAAAGGAGCAGGCUGCUCUACUGUGGGAUUUGCUAUCAUCUGAAGCUUGGGUAUUUCUUGCUGGAAGCUCAAACAAUAUGCCUGCAGCAGUGAAGGAGGCUUUUGUCAAGGAUGUAUUCUGCGGUGUUGGGAAACUAUUGCAUGAUGAAGCUCAACACUUCAUGCAAAAUCUAGAAAAUACUGCCCAUUUCCAAAGCGAAACAUGGGCUUGAUGUGUCCAUUAGAUUUACAGCGAUGCUAUUUCUCUAUUGAAUAAAGCUUGUGGUUGCCUUUU
Cryptotermes secundus is the source of this 2244-nucleotide messenger RNA. Its product is annotated as NADPH-dependent diflavin oxidoreductase 1. Bases 359 to 2182 code for a protein of 607 amino acids. Gene Ontology annotation, cellular component: cytosol. NCBI's taxonomy places the organism in Eukaryota, Metazoa, Arthropoda, Insecta, Blattodea, Kalotermitidae. The record is from RefSeq and is a predicted model, not a curated record. The transcript has 10 exons. Gene Ontology annotation, molecular function: flavin adenine dinucleotide binding; FMN binding; NADPH-hemoprotein reductase activity.